Molecule: messenger RNA, 1882 nt
Organism: Ceratotherium simum simum (southern white rhinoceros)
Lineage: Eukaryota; Metazoa; Chordata; Mammalia; Perissodactyla; Rhinocerotidae
Gene: SLC9A8
Product: solute carrier family 9 member A8
Biological process (GO): proton transmembrane transport; potassium ion transmembrane transport; regulation of intracellular pH
Cellular component (GO): membrane
Molecular function (GO): potassium:proton antiporter activity; sodium:proton antiporter activity
Source: RefSeq, a predicted model, not a curated record
GCGCCCGCGCCUCCAGCGGAAGCCGGAAGCGAAAGCGGGCCUUGCUAGCCCCCGGCUCCGAACUCGGUGGUCUUGGAGGCUCCGCAGGAUGGGGCAGAAGAUGGCAGAGGAGGAGUUCCCCAACACAACUCAUGAAGGUUUCAAUGUCACCCUCCACACUACCCUGGUUGUCACUACGAGACUGGUGCUCCCGACCCCUGCCAAGCCCAUCCUCCCCGUGCAGACGGGGGAGCAGGCUCAGCAGGAGGAGCAGUCAAAUGGCAUGACCAUCUUCUUCAGCCUCCUCGUCCUAGCUAUCUGCAUCAUACUGGUGCAUUUACUGAUCCGAUACAGGUUACAUUUCUUGCCAGAGAGCGUUGCUGUUGUUUCUUUAGGUAUUCUCAUGGGAGCAGUUAUAAAAAUUAUAGAGUUUAAAAAACUGGCAAAUUGGAAGGAAGAAGAAAUGUUUCGUCCAAAUAUGUUUUUCCUCCUGUUGCUUCCACCUAUUAUAUUUGAGUCAGGAUAUUCAUUACACAAGGGUAACUUCUUUCAAAAUAUUGGUUCCAUCACCCUAUUUGCUGUUUUUGGUACGGCAAUUUCUGCUUUUGUAGUAGGUGGAGGAAUUUAUUUUCUCGGUCAGGCUGAUGUAAUCUCUAAACUCAACAUGACAGACAGUUUUGCAUUUGGCUCCCUAAUUUCUGCUGUUGAUCCAGUGGCUACUAUUGCUAUUUUCAAUGCACUUCACGUGGACCCAGUGCUCAACAUGCUGGUUUUUGGAGAGAGUAUUCUCAACGAUGCAGUCUCCAUUGUCCUGACCAACACAGCUGAAGGUUUAACAAGAAAAAAUAUGUCAGAUGUCAGUGGGUGGCAAACAUUUUUACAAGCCCUUGGCUACUUCCUCAAAAUGUUCUUUGGCUCAGCAGCGCUCGGCACUCUCACUGGCUUAAUCUCUGCAUUAGUGCUAAAGCAUAUUGACUUGAGGAAAACGCCUUCCUUGGAGUUUGGCAUGAUGAUCAUUUUUGCUUAUCUUCCUUAUGGGCUUGCAGAAGGAAUCUCACUCUCGGGCAUUAUGGCCAUCCUGUUCUCAGGCAUCGUGAUGUCUCACUACACACACCAUAACCUGUCCCCGGUCACCCAGAUCCUCAUGCAGCAAACCCUCCGGACCGUGGCCUUCUUGUGUGAAACAUGUGUGUUUGCAUUUCUUGGCCUGUCCAUUUUUAGUUUCCCUCACAAGUUUGAAAUUUCCUUUGUCAUCUGGUGCAUAGUGCUUGUACUGUUUGGCAGAGCGCUGAACAUUUUCCCUCUUUCCUACCUCCUGAAUUUCUUCCGUGAUCAUAAAAUCACACCGAAGAUGAUGUUCAUCAUGUGGUUUAGUGGCCUGCGGGGGGCCAUCCCCUACGCCCUGAGCCUGCACCUGGACCUGGAGCCCAUGGAGAAGCGGCAGCUCAUCGGCACCACCACAAUCAUCAUCGUGCUCUUCACCAUCCUGCUGCUGGGCGGCAGCACCAUGCCCCUCAUCCGCCUCAUGGACAUCGAGGACGCCAAGGCGCGCCGCAGGAACAAAAAGGACGUCAACCUCAGCAAGACGGAGAAGAUGGGCAACACCGUGGAGUCGGAACACUUGUCAGAGCUCACCGAGGAGGAGUAUGAAGCCCACUACAUCCGGCGGCAGGACCUCAAAGGCUUCCUGUGGCUAGACGCCAAGUACCUGAACCCCUUCUUCACACGGCGGCUGACCCAGGAGGACCUCCACCACGGGCGCAUCCAGAUGAAAACCCUCACCAACAAGUGGUACGAGGAGGUGCGCCAGGGCCCCUCUGGCUCCGAGGACGACGAGCAGGAGCUGCUGUGACUGAGCAGGUGCUGUGGCCUCUGGGCAGGCAGGGCCGCCACGCUGCCACCC